AUGAUGCAUGAUAGGCAGCAGAUAGACCGCAAAGUGACGCAGGCAGUCCAGCUAGGACGUGUGUCUCGUAAGAAGACCGCUAAUCUCUUAUGGCUACACAAACUACAGUCUGCUGCUCACUAUCAGCAAGCAGAGAAGGAGGCCCUUGAUGAGGAAGGGGGGCCCGCACCUGCAGAUACACCCGAAGAGCAGCAGCGUGCUGCAGCAGCAGCACAGAAAAAGGCCCUUAAAUCUAUAGAAGAAAGAAAUGUAUCCGCUACCCAAAUACUACAGCAUCUAGGUUUCUGCAAGGAGGAGCGCAAAGCCCCAAACAAGAAGAUAACAGGCACAGACGAUGUAUUCAGACAAGUAUUAGAGGAAUCCUUCGCGUUGCUGCCUGAGGAUGGGCCCCCAAGGGUGAAUGCAGCAGCAGCAGCAGGAAGCAAAUAUGGUGCUGCUGCUGCUGCCAUAGGGAGGAAGAGGUUGUCAGAGAAGGAAAGGGCAAGACUGCAAUAUGCUGCCUUCACAGAUGAGGAGAAGUUAAGUUUAAUAGAUGAGAAGAUAAAGAAUAUAACAAAAGAAAUAGAUAAACAAACACAAAUAAGAGGAAUACCCAAAGAUUUACUUCUUAUACAGCUUAGAGAUCAUCUUGAGGCUGCUAAACAAGCUUAUCUCGAAGGGAAGUAUAUAGAGGAGACAGAAAAGAGAAUGCAGCAGCAGCAAGAGCAGGAGAAGCAGCAGCAACAGAAGGAACAGCAGAAACUCCAGCAGCAGGAGCAGCAGCAGGAGGGCACAGGGGACAGCAAGGAAUGA
This is a messenger RNA of Eimeria maxima, 792 nucleotides long. RefSeq names its product Chromosome III, complete sequence, related. NCBI's taxonomy places the organism in Eukaryota, Apicomplexa, Conoidasida, Eucoccidiorida, Eimeriidae. Bases 1 to 792 code for a protein of 263 amino acids. The record is from RefSeq and is a predicted model, not a curated record. The transcript has 7 exons.